AUGGUUUCAAAAUUAAUUUCUCUCUCUGUCUUUUUCUCUAAUUUCCUUUCCCUCUUUCUUUCUCUUUCUCUCUCUCCCUUUCUUUCUUUCUUUCUUUCUUUCUUUCUUUCUUUCUUUCUCCUUCUUUUUCUAUUUUCUCCCACUCUUUCUUUGUUUCUUUCUUUCUUUAUCUAUCUUUCUCUCUUUCUCUGCAUCUCUCUUUUUCUAUUUUCUCUCUUUUUCUUUCUGUCUUUUUCUUUCUUUCACUUUCUAUCUUUCUCUGCCUCUUUCUUUUUCUAUUUUCUCCCUCUCUUUCUUUCUUUCUUUCUUUCUUUCUUUUUCUUUUUUCUUUCUUUCUUUCUUUCUUUCUUUCUUUUCUUUUCAUUCCUCUUUCUCUUUUCUCACUUUCUCUUUUUUUUUUUUCUUUCUUUUUCUUUCUUUUCUUUCUUUCUUUCUUUUUCUUUCUUUUCUUUCUUUCUUUCUUUCUUUAUCUUUCUCUCUUUCUCUGCAUCUCUCUUUUUCUAUUUUCUCUCUUUCUUUCUUUCUUUCUUUCUUUCUUUCUUUCUAGCUCUCUCUCUCUGCCCCUCUCUUUUUCUAUUUUCUUUCUCUCUUUCUUUCUCACUUUCUUUCUCUUUCUAUCUUUCUCUGUCUCUCUAUUUUUUCUAUUUUCUCUCUCUCUCUGCGCUAGGCCUUAAAUGUGAAGUCCUUCCGGGUCCUGAGUUCGUCAUCCGUAAGUACCGUUUCCAGAGAAAUAACUUCUCCGUGGAACAAUUCUACUACAAAGACUCAGAAUGUUCAACCCCGUUGUACGUCAUAAUGGCCAAAGGUCGUCUGAAGGCCCAAAGAUGGUCAAUGUUGGUGCAAGGGGGCACUGAUACUCGGUACCACUUAAACAGCGUACGUGUCCUUCCUUAUAGCUCCGAUGCUGCCUGGGACCUUCGGCGACGAGCAAUCCAGUCAUGUCCUUAUCUGGGAAAACUCCAUUGGAAACCUUUUCACCAGUACGGUAUUCUGAAAACAGCGUCCCAUGCCAUUAAAGACUGUACCGACCGUUUCGGUUGGACGAUGAACGAGUUCCAGUUGAUUAAACUCGAAAAACGCACCAUCUUUCAUGGUUAUCGAAUCAUGGAGAAUUCGGAACUCUUCACCGGAGCAAUACAUCUGGACAAUACGGUGCGAAAACACUUUUACCGGCCGACAGACUACCAGCCGGCACUGAUAAAGGACGAGUUUUUUGUCUUUUUUCUCCCAAUUUUCUUUCUUUCUUUCUUUGUUUUUUUUCAUUCUUUCUUUCUUUCAUUCAUUCAUUCUUUCUUUCUUUCAUUCUUUUUUUCUUUCAUUCUUUCUUUCAUUCUUUCAUUCUUUCAUUCAUUCAUUCUUUCUUUCUUUCAUUCUUUCUUUUUUUUCGUUCAUUCUUUCAUUCAUUCAUUCUUUCUUUCUUUCAUUCUUUCAUUCUCUUUUCGUUCAUUCUUUCUUUCUUUCAUUCAUUCUUUCAUUCUUUUUUCUUUUUUUGUCUUUUUCGCUCUCCCAAUUUUCUUUCUUUCUUUCUUUGUUUCUUUCAUUCUUUCUUUCUUUCUUUCUUUCAUUCAUUCAUUCUUUCUUUCUUUCAUUCUUUCUUUCUUUCAUUCUUUCUUUCAUUCUUUCAUUCUUUCUUUCAUUCAUUCUUUCUUUCUUUCAUUCUUUCUUUCUUUCUUUCAUUCUUUCAUUCAUUCAUUCUUUCUUUCUUUCAUUCUUUCUUUCUUUCUUUCAUUCUUUCUUUCUUUCAUUCUUUCUUUCAUUCUUUCAUUCUUUCUUUCUUUCUUUCAUUCAUUCAUUCUUUCUUUCUUUUCAUUCUUUCUUUCUUUCAUUCUUUUCUUUCAUUCUUUCUUUCUUUCAUUCAUUCAUUUCUUUCUUUCUUUCAUUUUUCUUUCUUUCUUUCAUUCUUUCUUUCAUUCUUUCUUUCUUUCAUUCAUUCAUUCUUUCUUUUUCUUUUCAUUAUUUCUUUCUUUCUCAAUUUUCCAUAAUCUAUCAAUAAAACAAACUAUUGCAUUUUCUUUCUUUUUAGUUUUUUUGUCUUUUUCGCUCUCCCAAUUUUCUUUCUUUCUUUCUUUGUUUCUUUCAUUCUUUCUUUCUUUCUUUCAUUCAUUCAUUCUUUCAUUCUUUCAUUCUUUCUUUCAUUCAUUCUUUCUUUCUUUCAUUCUUUCUUUCUUUCUUUCAUUCUUUCAUUCAUUCAUUCUUUCUUUCUUUCAUUCUUUCUUUCUUUCUUUCAUUCUUUCUUUCUUUCAUUCUUUCUUUCAUUCUUUCAUUCUUUCUUUCUUUCUUUCUUUCAUUCAUUCAUUCUUUCUUUCUUUCAUUCUUUCUUUCUUUCAUUCUUUCUUUCAUUCUUUCUUUCUUUCAUUCAUUCAUUCUUUCUUUCUUUCAUUCUUUCUUUCUUUCAUUCUUUCUUUCAUUCUUUCUUUCUUUCAUUCAUUCAUUCUUUCUUUCUUUCAUUAUUUCUUUCUUUCUCAAUUUUCCAUAAUCUAUCAAUAA
Messenger RNA from Acanthosepion pharaonis, 2487 nucleotides. NCBI's taxonomy places the organism in Eukaryota, Metazoa, Mollusca, Cephalopoda, Sepiida, Sepiidae. The record is from the annotation of a GenBank genome assembly.